Hemiscyllium ocellatum (epaulette shark) is the source of this 550-nucleotide messenger RNA. RefSeq names its product late histone H2B.L4-like. Gene Ontology annotation, cellular component: nucleosome. The transcript is spliced from 2 exons. Bases 147 to 506 code for a protein of 119 amino acids. NCBI's taxonomy places the organism in Eukaryota, Metazoa, Chordata, Chondrichthyes, Orectolobiformes, Hemiscylliidae. Gene Ontology annotation, molecular function: DNA binding; structural constituent of chromatin; protein heterodimerization activity. The record is from RefSeq and is a predicted model, not a curated record.
GGGUUAGAGAGAAUUGGACCAUUCCUUAAUGAGCAGUAACUGCUGGAGCCAUGAUUUAAAGUGUUGAGUGAGGGCUCAGUUCUCUCAGUCUGAUUGGAGAGAGUUGCUGAGGAAGGGUAGUGGGGAGGGUUGGCUGUUUGAACACGAUGAAUGAAUCUGUGAAGAAGCAAGCUCCCAAAGCACUGGCAGCAGCUGAGAAAAAACACAGCAAGCGUAAACUGAAGCGGAAGGAGAGUUACUCUGUUUAUAUCUACAAGGUCCUCAAACAGGUUCACCCGGACACUGGGAUCUCCAGUAAAGCCAUGAGCAUUAUGAACUCCUUUGUGAACGAUGUGUUCGAGCGCAUCGCAACCGAAGCUUCGAGACUGACCCAGUACAACAAGAGAAGUACCAUCACCAGCCGUGAGGUUCAGACUGCAGUCCGCCUGCUCCUCCCGGGGGAACUGGCCAAACACGCGGUGUCGGAGGGUACGAAGGCUGUCACCAAAUACACCAGCACUAAAUAGAACCAGAGCAAAGGGGGGCUUGGCCCCAUCAAACACUGGAUUGU